UACUUUUCAUAACGCUGACUCACCAUCGCAGGCAAGGAUGCAAAAAGCGAAUUAGCUCAUCAUCAAAAUUAACCAGGGGCACAAAGCAAGCCUCGACCAGCUAAAAGGGGGCACUAUUAUCUAUUCACCAUCUACGGAUAAAGGAUCUCAACGAGUGAGCCAAAGCACGACCAACCCGUAACGAUUACCAUAAAAUCGCCGGAAAAAAGGGUCAAACCGUUGGCCAAAUUCUUCCAAUUCCAUCUCACCCGAACACGCAGACAAUGUGGGUCAGAACGUCAUCAAUAUACUAAUCGUUCCGUUCUGAUCCCAUCCUGCCCGUAUCCUAGCAGCAGCAGCAAACAAGACGUCUCAACUUUUAUAACAACAUCAACAAAAACAACAAACUUGAAUCGAAUCCAGAGAAAGAAACUCUACUAAGCCAGACUGUGGCAGCCCGACAGGGUCAAGAUACGGGUCGUUUAUCAAUGGUGGAUUUAUUUGAAAUGUGCGCUUCUCACCUUGCAGCCAACACUCCACGCCACCCACCGUCUGCGGAGGAAACAGUAGUAGAGUGAGCAGUUUUACGUGCCAGUAACAGUGAAUCUAGGUGAAAAGCUUAACUUUUUACAGAACAAUCCGGAUGGGUGAGAAAAGCGUGGUCGAAGCUUACUUUUCAACUCGUGGUCUCCGAGGUGCGUGAACGUGGGCUGAAGAAAAGCCAUCGCCGGGGAAGACGUGCUUCUGUGCGCGCUGUCAAGAAGUUUAUCUCUGUGGGCAUUCUUUCCCGAAGUGAUUUAGGUUAAUGGAUCAAGUGAGUGAGAGCGGUAAAGCCACAGGAAAAAUUCACGGAAUUAAGUGAUGUUGUGAGGGGGCUCUUUUUGGGGGAAGGGAAGAGUGAAGUGUCUCAAAAAAAAAGAAAAACCAGAACCGGCGAAGAUUUAAUCACGUUUUUAUUAAAGCAUCGAAGUGACAGGAAAUCCAAUUAAUAGAGAUACAGUUCGUGUGGUUGUAUCGGAAGGAUUCUUCUGCCCUUUGCUUAAAUGGAAUCUGAUUACUUUUCAUAACGCUGACUCACCAUCGCAGGCAAGGAUGCAAAAAGCGAAUUAGCUCAUCAUCAAAAUUAACCAGGGGCACAAAGCAAGCCUCGACCAGCUAAAAGGGGGCACUAUUAUCUAUUCACCAUCUACGGAUAAAGGAUCUCAACGAGUGAGCCAAAGCACGACCAACCCGUAACGAUUACCAUAAAAUCGCCGGAAAAAAGGGUCAAACCGUUGGCCAAAUUCUUCCAAUUCCAUCUCACCCGAACACGCAGACAAUGUGGGUCAGAACGUCAUCAAUAUACUAAUCGUUCCGUUCUGAUCCCAUCCUGCCCGUAUCCUAGCAGCAGCAGCAAACAAGACGUCUCAACUUUUAUAACAACAUCAACAAAAACAACAAACUUGAAUCGAAUCCAGAGAAAGAAACCCAACUAAGCCAGACUGUGGCAGCCCGACAGGGUCAAGAUACGGGUCAUUUAUCAAUGGUGGAUUUAUUUGAAAUGUGCGCUUCUCACCUUUCAGCCAACACUGCACCCCACCCACCGUCUGCGGAGGAAGCAGUAGUAGAGUGAGCAGUUUUACGUGCCAGUAACAGUGAAUCUAGGUGAAAAGCUUAACUUUUUACAGAACAAUCCGGAUGGGUGAGAAAAGCGUGGUCGAAGCUUACUUUUCAACUCGUGGUCUCCGAGGUGCGUGAACGUGGGCUGAAGAAAAGCCAUCGCCGGGGAAGACGUGCUUCUGUGCGCGCUGUCAAGAAGUUUAUCUCUGUGGGCAUUCUUUCCCGAAGUGAUUUAGGUUAAUGGAUCAAGUGAGUGAGAGCGGUAAAGCCACAGGAAAAAUUCACGGAAUUAAGUGAUGUUGUGAGGGGGCUCUUUUUGGGGGAAGGGAAGAGUGAAGUGUCUCAAAAAAAAAGAAAAACCAGAACCGGCGAAGAUUUAAUCACGUUUUUAUUAAAGCAUCGAAGUGACAGGAAAUCCAAUUAAUAGAGAUACAGUUCGUGUGGUUGUAUCGGAAGGAUUCUUCUGCCCUUUGCUUAAAUGGAAUCUGAUUCCAAACCACCAAUGAUUAACAGUGCCGUCAUUAAAUCAUCCAUAAACAGCGAAAUAAAUUAAACAUCCACAAGACCGUACCGCGCUACCAGAGAACCAGGCUGCGAAAAUAUUUCCAUUCCGCGUGACUGCCCAACAUCGCCAGACAAAACAAACGGCGGGUUGACAGUUGCGGUGUGUUCCAUUCCUAUCCCGCCGGAGGUGCUGAUUGAUAUUAUCGACACUGGCAAAUCAAGUUCAAUGAGACCGCUGAGGCAUCACCGUCGACGAAUGACCAUCGACAGUCCAAUCACCAGCGGAUGCACGGAAAACCACCAACCGACGAUGAAAGCGGUGGUUAAAAAUUAAUACUCUGCAUGCAGGUGGCACUCGGGAGGUGGUAUUAUGUUGAGAUUGAAUCGACCACCACCGGCCACAUCCGGACAGCAGUCGAUGACAGCCGGUUUUACCGGGUAUUUUAGGGCCUACCAUCAGCUGUUACUGUUGGUGAUCACUGCCGGUUUGAGCUCCGAUUUCGUCACCGGUGCUGCUAGUUCCAAUGGCAUCGACAUGGACGAUUGGCCUUCCCUUUCCGCAUCGUCGCAGCUGUGCGGAGGAACCCUAACCGCUAGCCAUGGCACAAUUCAGACGCCUAACUUUCCGGAACGUUUCCCGGUUCCGAUCAGCUGUACCUGGAUCAUCGAUGCCUCGGCAGUAGUCGGAGCGAACAACUCCAUUGUGGUGUAUCUUACCCAGCAGUACGUUCUCAGCGGGCUACGGUUCACCGAGUAUAUGUACUACAGUGAGGACUAUAAAGUGCCAAGUAUGAAUGUUUUUGAAUUGAGUGAAGACGAUGUGACCAAUGUACCGUGGAUAAAGUUCAACAGUCCGUACCUGGAGAUACGGUUCACCAUGGAUAACCUGUACGGGACGCAUCUGAGGGCGUUGGAUCGCUUGCUGGAUGUGUACGGGUUUAACAUCACCUACGAAGUCGAUACCGUCAAAUCGUACCAGUGCAAUGCGCUGCAGUGCCGCUUCCUGGGUCACUGCUACGCGAAGCAGGAUUAUUCAUCCUACUACUGCGACUGCUAUCCGGGCUUCAGUGGCAUCGAUUGUGGCUAUGGACCGCUCUGCAAGGAUUCGCAUAUCUGUGAGAACGGAGGCACGUGCAAACACAUCGGUGACACCGCCGUCAGCUGUAUUUGCCCUCCAGGGUUCAAGGGCAACAAAUGCGAGAUAAGCGAGUACGACGAAAUUACAGGUUGCCAUCUGGAUAACGGAGAGGACUGCUUUCGCCAGUGCAUUUACACCGAGGACGGCGGCAAGGACGCUUGCAAAUGUGAUCAAAGCAUAUCGUCUUCCGCACGCGGUCGAUCCAAAUACGGAGUGACAGUGCGAUUGAUGAACGCAUCCUACUUCGAAACGAACGAAAACGGUGAUCGGCAGCUGAAUGAAAAUAUGGUCAACCUGUUGGAGAAGCAUGUAAGUACGAUCACACAGAAGACGCGCAGUUGGCACUUACCGAUAUGAUGCGGUUUAAGUGCGAAACAAAACAUACAAAUAUUGAUGUAUCAGAUGCUAUCAGUAAUCGUAUUUUUACUGUGGCAAUAAUAGCAAAGCAUUUGCAGACUGUAUUUCUGUAUUCGUAUUAGUGUAUUAUUUUAAUAGGCUCGAGUAAUAUAUCGGUUAUAUUACCUUAUUUUCGACAUGAGCUGUUCUUAGAAUAAUUAAGCUA
Topomyia yanbarensis is the source of this 3782-nucleotide messenger RNA. RefSeq names its product fibropellin-1-like. The record is from RefSeq and is a predicted model, not a curated record. Gene Ontology annotation, molecular function: Notch binding. The transcript is spliced from 7 exons. NCBI's taxonomy places the organism in Eukaryota, Metazoa, Arthropoda, Insecta, Diptera, Culicidae. Bases 2453 to 3577 code for a protein of 374 amino acids.